Molecule: messenger RNA, 1829 nt
Organism: Gavia stellata (red-throated loon)
Lineage: Eukaryota; Metazoa; Chordata; Aves; Gaviiformes; Gaviidae
Gene: ABHD17A
Product: abhydrolase domain containing 17A, depalmitoylase
Exons: 4
Coding region: 154-1068 (304 amino acids)
Biological process (GO): protein depalmitoylation
Cellular component (GO): endosome membrane; plasma membrane
Molecular function (GO): palmitoyl-(protein) hydrolase activity
Source: RefSeq, a predicted model, not a curated record
ACCAGUGCCCCGGCCCGCGGUGGACUGACGGCGGCAGCCACGCCAAGGGCCAGCUGAGGACGGGGCCUCUCCGGACCGUCGUCGUUCCCGGCCUCUCUCCCAUUUGGAUCCUCCCUUGCUCCCGGCGCAGCUGCCUUUCGCCUCACCGCCGUGAUGAACGGGCUGUCGAUCAGCCAACUCUGCUGCCUCUUCUGCUGUCCUCCCUGCCCCAGCCGCAUCGCUGCCAAACUGGCCUUCCUGCCUCCAGAGCCCACCUACGCCGUGGUCCCCGAGCCGGAGCCCAUGGGCAGCACCAGCACCAGCUCCCUGCGCGGCGGUGCCGCGGGGCGGUGGAAGCUGCACUUGAAGGACCGGGCGGAUUUCCAGUACUCCCAGCGGGAGCUGGACAACAUCGAGGUGUUCGUCACCAAAAGCAGCCGAGGGAACCGCGUUGGCUGCAUGUACGUCCGCUGCGUGCCAGGUGCCAGGUACACGGUCCUCUUCUCACAUGGCAACGCCGUGGACCUGGGGCAGAUGAGCAGCUUCUACAUUGGGCUGGGCACCCGCAUCAACUGCAACAUCUUCUCCUACGACUACUCGGGCUACGGCGUGAGCACGGGCAAGCCCUCCGAGAGGAACCUCUACUCCGACAUCGACGCCGCGUGGCAGGCGCUGCGGACGCGGUAUGGGAUCAGCCCAGAGAACAUUAUUUUAUAUGGACAAAGCAUUGGCACGGUGCCCACGGUUGAUCUGGCCUCCCGCUACGAGUGUGCUGCCAUCGUGCUCCACUCCCCACUCACCUCUGGCAUGAGAGUCGCCUUCCCCGAGACCAAGAAGACCUACUGGUUCGAUGCCUUCCCCAACAUCGAGAAGAUCUCCAAAAUCACCUCUCCUGUCCUCAUCAUCCACGGCACGGAAGAUGAAGUCAUCGACUUCUCCCAUGGCCUGGCACUCUUUGAACGCUGCCCCAAGGCUGUGGAGCCGCUGUGGGUGGAUGGGGCCGGGCACAAUGACAUUGAACUCUACAGCCAGUACCUCGAGCGCCUUCGGAAAUUCAUCUCCCAGGAGCUGGCCAGCCAACGCAACUAGCUGCAGGACUCGGGGACAGGCAGGGGGUUUCUGCCUGUUUCUCCAGUUCUCCCAGUGCCCCUCCCCAGUCCCUGCUGCUGGAGGUGCAAUGAGUUUGUACAGCCUCAGCUCCAGGCUUGGGAGACGGCAGGAAGCCCUGGAGCGGAUGGUGCGUUUCCUCUUGGACAUGAGCACAACUCUCCUCCCUCCCAGUGUCAGCCCCGGCGCUGCUGGCACCACCAGCCGGGCUGGCAAGAGACGGCAGCUCGCUCCCUCCUUCCCCCUUCCCCAGAAAGAUGAGAGCCCACCCUCUUGAUGGCGAAUCCUCGGCUUCGGAUAUGUCCUCGUCCCCUCUCCUAACGCAGCGAACUCACAAAUUCCUCCUGGCCGCUCUGCUGCUCUGACUAUAGCAAUAAGGCGAGUUGGAGAGGGGCUGGGGGCCUGGCCCCCUCCCCAGCAUCGCUGUGAAGCAGGACGGUGAGGUGGCAGUUCCUGCUCUCGACGGAGCUUUCCCGGGAUUGGCACUGGUGGCGGCAGGGUGCCUGGUGUUCGCCCCGUGGCUGGGGCAGAGCUGUGUCCCCAAGGGAAGUUUGGGGACGCGUGGAGAAGGUGCCCCCCUGCCCCACACCCCCUCCAGUCUGGCCCUGCUCUGCCUUCUCAGAGCACCCCCUGUGUUCAGGUCACCCCUGGAAAACCUCCUCCGUACCGCUCGCUCGCGGUGCACUCGGGACGCGGGGUGAGGAAACCAGGCACCGAAUAAAGAGCAGAAGUUUAACGUUUUA